Messenger RNA from Camelus dromedarius (Arabian camel), 3260 nucleotides. RefSeq names its product selectin P (gene SELP). Gene Ontology annotation, cellular component: membrane. The record is from RefSeq and is a predicted model, not a curated record. NCBI's taxonomy places the organism in Eukaryota, Metazoa, Chordata, Mammalia, Artiodactyla, Camelidae. The coding region runs from base 66 to 2606 and encodes 846 amino acids. Gene Ontology annotation, biological process: cell adhesion. The transcript has 17 exons.
AGGAGGUUCUCUUUCUGUAACGCCAUCCUGACUGUGGACACCAGUGGAACAUAAUCUACCCCGGGAUGCAGAAGGGAGUUGGGGCACAGGAUGGAGUUGAUAUCCUUAGCUCUCGGGCAUCUGGCAGACGUGCAGUGAAUGGUACCAGGCUGAGGAUACAAAGUGGAACGAGACCGACACUGUCCCCGCAUGUGUGGAGCUCAGUGGAAAGAAACAUUAAGCAAGCCAGCUGCCUAAGAGCCAUCUGGAACUGGAGAUUUCAGAGAGCGGUCUUCAGAACUGUCCAAUUCCUUUGCUUCAGUGUCCUCAUCACUGAACUAGUGAACCAGAAAGGAGUGGCAGCAUGGACCUACAACUACAGCAUCAAACCAUAUUCGUGGGAUUACUCCCGGGCCUACUGCCAGACUUUCUACACGGAUUUAGUGGCCAUCCAGAACAAAAAUGAGAUUGCUUACCUCAACGACGCCAUACCUUACUACAGCUCUUACUACUGGAUUGGAAUCCGAAAGAUAAACAAUAAGUGGACCUGGGUGGGAACCAAAAAGACGCUCACCGAGGAGGCUGAGAACUGGGCUGACAAUGAGCCCAACAACAAGAACAAUGAGGACUGUGUGGAGAUCUACAUCAAGAGUGUGUCAGCCCCGGGCAAGUGGAAUGACGAGCCCUGCUGGAAGAGAAAGCGGGCGCUGUGCUACACAGCCUCCUGCCAGGACACAUCUUGCAGCAAGCAAGGAGAGUGCAUUGAGACCAUCGGGAACUACACCUGCUCCUGCUACCCUGGAUUCUAUGGACCAGAAUGUGAAUACGUCAAAGAGUGUGGAGAACUUGAACUCCCUCAACAUGUACUCAAGAACUGCAGUCACCCUCUGGGAAACUUCUCUUUCAACUCACAGUGCAGUUUCCACUGUGCUGAAGGCUACACAUUGAAGGGACCUCGCGAGCUGGAAUGUUUGGCUUCUGGAAUCUGGACGAAUAAGCCCCCACAGUGUGUAGCUGUCCAGUGUCCACCCCUGAAGACUCCUGAGCAAGGAAGCAUGACCUGCCUCCACCCUGAAGAAGCAUUCCAGUACCAGUCCAGCUGCAGCUUCAGUUGUGAAGAGGGAUUUGCAUUAGCUGGGCCAGAGGUGGUGCAGUGCACAGCCUCAGGGAUGUGGACAGCCCCAGCUCCAGUGUGUAAAGCCAUUGCAUGUGAGCCACCAGAGAGUCCUGCCCAUGGAAGCAUGGACUGCUCCCCAUCUUCAAGAGGAUUUCAGUACAACACCAGCUGUAGCUUUCGUUGUGCAGAGGGUUUCAGGCUGAGGGGAGCUGACACAGUUCGAUGUGCUGACUUGGGACAGUGGACUGCGCCAGCCCCGGUCUGUCAAGCAUUGCAGUGCCAGGAUCUUCCAGUCCCAGACAAGGCCCAGGUGAACUGCUCCCAUCCCUUUGGUGCCUUUAGGUACCAGUCAGCCUGCAGCUUCACCUGUGACAAUGGCUUCUUGCUGGUGGGAGCAAGUGAGCUGCAAUGCUUGGAUACUGGGGACUGGAGUGAUCCUUCUCCGGAAUGCCAAGCCAUUACCUGCACACCUCUGCUAAGCCCUCAGAAUGGAACAAAGACCUGCAUCCAACCUCUUGGAGAUUCCAGUUACAGGUCCACAUGCCACUUCAUCUGUGAUGAGGGAUUCUCCUUAUCUGGGCCAGAAAGAUUGGAUUGCACCCCAUCCGGACACUGGACAGGUUCCCCACCAACGUGUGAAGCCAUCAAGUGCCCAGAACUGUUUGCCCCAGAGCGCGGAAGCCUGGAUUGUUCUGACACUCGGGGAGAAUUCAUCGUUGGCUCCACCUGCCAUUUCUCCUGUAACAAGGGCUUUCGGCUGGAGGGGUCCGACCACGUGGAAUGCACAGCUUCUGGCAGAUGGACAGCCCCUCCACCGACCUGUGAAGACAUAGUAGCAGCUUCUAAUCUGGAGGUGCAAUGUCCAGCCCUCAUCCCUCCAGAGAAGGGAAGAAUGUCCUGCCAGCAUCACCUGGGAAACUUUGGUUUAAAUACCACUUGUCACUUUGGAUGCAAAGCUGGAUUCACACUCAUGGGAGACAGCAUUCUCAGAUGCAGACCUUCUGGACAAUGGACAGCAGCAGCGCCAGCAUGCAGAGCUGUCAAAUGCUCAGAGCUACACAUUAUUGAGCCAAUAGUGAUGAACUGCUCCAGCCCCUGGGGGAAGUUCAGCUACGGAACAACCUGCAGCUUCUAUUGUCCAGGGGGUCAAUCACUUAAUGGCUCAGAGAGAACAGCCUGUCAAGAGAAUGGCUGGUGGUCGACUUCUGUGCCAACCUGCCAAGCAGGGCCACUGACUGUCAAGGAAGCCCUGACUUAUUUUGGUGGAGCAGUGGCUUCUACAACAGGUUUAGUGGUGUGUGGGACGCUCCUGGCUCUGCUAAGAAGGCGGUGCAGACAAAAAGAUGAGGGGGAAAGUCCCUUGAAUCCUCAAAGUCUCUGGAGGAACUCUGUGCAGGAUUGUGGUCAAGAACUGAGCAUCAUAUGGAAGGUCAUCCUUGUGUUUCUGUUCUUCAGCCACCCAGGAAAAUAUGGAGUUUUUACAAAUGCUGCCUUUGACCCCACCCCUUAAGAGAACUGUCCUCUUGGUCACCUCACUCAACCUCUACAGGAUCCUAGUUUUGAACUUCAGGCUUCCUGAUAGACUUGACUGUAACUGUUGCAUAUUUGCUGCAGUUUUCUGUAAAUAUUUGUGAAUAAAGGACAUGGAAUUUCCUUUAGAGUAGCUCUGGAACAGAGCAGAAGGAUUGUACCACAAGCCCACCCUCUCCACCCCCCACCCCUUCCUGCUUCAUUUCCUCUUCCUCUGACAUGAGCCUCAGAAGCUAGGACGGAAUGUUUCCUUGGUUGGUCUGCGGGCUUUGCCCCAGCUGUCACCUGAGAUACUAAUUAGCUAGAGCCGGGAACAUCUGACUCACCAGAAGACCAGGCUGUGUAAAAAUAAAAUUGCCUCUUUACUUUGGGGUUGGAGGAAGGCAUCCUCUACUUUGUUGGAAGGCAGGUGGCGUCUCUGACUUGAGGGAGUUUCUGGAGGAUCUCCUGGGGUCUUCAGUGCUUGCUAUUUGUGAAGUCUUUUAAACCUCUGCUGUAAGGUUUCCAGAGAAGCAUCUGGAUGGCACCAGAGGCUGCAGAUGACCAAGAAUUAAGACAGGGAGGUACACAUCACUCUCCCCCAAAGAACCCAAAGACUGAUAUUCAAAUUUCUAAAUAAAAUGAUUCACCCAAA